AUGACCUUUUUCCGGUCGCCGCGCCUGGCGGUGCAUCGGUACGCCCGCGUUGACGCUGCGACGGACGCCUCGGUGCUUGCGGGCGUCGCACCGCUUCUGGUAACCGCACCAUUGACGUCGCUCGCGGUGACGGCGGAUGAAAUCUCGGUCGUGUUGCCGGCCACGGUGCCGCUGCCGACGGCGCCCAGUGCGACCGAAGACGGCUGGGUCGCCUUCAAGGUCGAAGGGCCGCUCGACUUUGGCCUGACGGGGAUUCUGUCGGCGCUCACGGCGCCCUUGGCGUCCGUCGGCAUCCCGGUCUUUGCGAUUUCGACCUACGACACCGAUUACAUUCUCGUCAAGCACGACAAGGCCGACGCAGCCAUCGACACGUGGACGACGACCGAAGUUGGCGUCAUCCGGCUUGUGGUAUGGCAGCGUGGUAAGCUCAUCGGCCAUGGACGCUUUGGCAAGGUCUACGUCGGCAUCCUCCUUGCAAGUGCGACGAUGGUAGCUGUCAAGCAGCUGCGGAUCCAAGGCCAUGUCUACGACGACGACGAGGUCGAUACGGCUGCCACUCAUGGCGCCGAAGUCGCACUCGCCAAGAUCGAGCAAGAAGCUGCUAUCGGACAGGCCUUGCGUCAUCCCCAUAUCGUCCAGUACUACGGCGCCCAACGUGAAGGCGGCAUUUACAGCCUCUUUAUGGAGUAUCUUCCGAUGGGGUCCGUGCACAGUUUGCUCCAGACGUUUGGGCCGCUCGACGAGUCGAUCGUAUGCGUCUACACCUCGCAGCUGCUUCGUGGUCUGCAGUACUUGCACGCGAUUGGACUCGCGCACCGAGACAUCAAGUGUGCGAAUCUUCUUCUCUCGGACAGCGGCUGCCUCAAGAUAGCCGACUUUGGCACAGCGAAAACGUCCGAGCUUGACCCGAAGGACGGAGAGGUUGACGACGAGCUCUUUGCUACUGUGGGGUCCGUGCGCGACGGCAUUGGAUCCCCCUUUUGGAUGUCGCCGGAGAUCAUUCGAGCCGAGCUGGGCGCCGACGCCUGGACAAAGUCUGAUGUCUGGAGUGUCGGGUGCUGCGUUGUAGAAAUGGUGACAGGCGAGCCGCCGUGGAAUACGUUUUCAAAUCCGCUCACCGCCAUGUUUCACAUUGCGUCUGAGACGUCGGCGCCAGUGCUCCCGAGCCACUUGUCCCCCGUGGCGCACGAUUUCGUCAUGGCAUGCCUCACCAAGGACCCUGCACAACGACCAACGGCAUCCAUGCUGCUCCAGCACGCCUUUUCCACCCGCUUCCGCGAGACGUCGGUCGAGCCGGAUGAACCGGGCGCCUGGUAUCUCUAUUACGACUGGACGACCAACGCGUACGAGUACGCGUACUACAUCGUCGACGACGGCGGCUACUGGGUGUACCGAGUGCACGGCGCGUGGGACUGGCUAUUGUUUCCGCUGUCGAGUGUUGUCGAGAUUGCACUUUGGUGGCUCGCGGCGGUUCGGUUUCUGCCCCCGGAUGAGGUACUGUGGGACGACGCUGACCCCAAUGCGUCCGUGUACACCGUCUCGAGCCCUGUGCCGUAUGCGUCCAUGCCUGAGCUCACAACCGAAGAGCCACACGUGCCUACUACGAGCAAUCCAACACCAGAGCUGGCUCCCGAUGAGACCAUCGACGCCACUACAUCAUAUGUCCGCGUCCUCGCGGACUAUGCAACGACGACCGAAGGGGAGCUCGCGCUGGCCGAGCACGAACUGAUCGUUGUCAAAGCCAUGGACGACAACGGCUGGUGGCUCGGGCACAAGGCGGACGAUCCGAGCACGGCUGGCUGGUUUCCGUGCACGAUCUUGUGGUAGUUGCAGAGGUCAGCGACGACUGGUUACGGGGACGCUCCGUCGAUGGCCAAGACACGGGGUGGGUCUUGGCAACGACUGUCGAGUGGUUGCCCCGGGUGGUUUGCCAAUGGGCGUACGUCGCC
Molecule: messenger RNA, 1949 nt
Organism: Saprolegnia parasitica CBS 223.65
Lineage: Eukaryota; Oomycota; Saprolegniomycetes; Saprolegniales; Saprolegniaceae
Product: STE/STE11 protein kinase
Exons: 9
Coding region: 1-1827 (608 amino acids)
Biological process (GO): protein phosphorylation
Molecular function (GO): protein binding; protein kinase activity; ATP binding
Source: RefSeq, a predicted model, not a curated record